UGGGAGAAGCACUAUCAAAGAGAGUUUGUUGCAUAGGGGAAGCAAUCGGGGAGAGGGCGUGGGCGAAGUGGCCAUGGCUCGCGUUCGUGGCAAUGAUCUGUUUGCUGCCGGUGAUUACCAUGGCGCCAUAGCCGCUUACACGCUCGGACUCGAUGGGGGUCCAACUUCUCAGACAGUCUCUGGAGAAGACGACCGGGGCACAUCAUCUUCGCCGCCUUCAUCCCACUCACCCUCCGAGAGAGCCGUGCUUCUGGCCAACCGCGCCGCGUGUCAUCUGCGCCUGGGCGCCACCGAUGCCGCUGCUGCCGAUUGCCAAGCUUCUACAGUUCUCGACCCUUGCUAUUUCAAGGCGUGGACACGAUUAGCUCAAUGUCUGCCGGUGGAUGACCUUAGGGCUGGUAUAGCCAUCUGCAGUGGAGGGGCUUUGGGCAGCAGGAGCGGAUGGGACCAAGUUUGGACCCUGUACCGGUCGAUUCAAACCCAUCAUCAAUCUUGGAUGCCCAAAGAUCUUGAGAAGAUCGCAAUCGUCUCGUCUGAUUACCAACUCGUCGCUGCAUUGGCCGCGGCAUCAGUGUCCAGACAAGCAGGUGGUGAUGAUGAGGGUGAAGGUAGCAAGGAGGGUGUAGUAAUCGUCUUGCGUCCGGGUUCGUAUAAUAUGAUGCCGAUGACGACGACGCGACUGUCGUCUUGUUGUGCUGGGAAAUCUCUUGCCUUGAUUGGCCUUGGGAAUGUCGAACUGGUCUCGCCGAUCAGUCAUGCUAUUGCCCUUGACGGCGAGAACUGUUCCCUACUGAUCGCUAAUGUCCAGAUGGCGGGAAGUAGUCAGGUUUCGGCAGUUUGCGUGAGUUCGAACGCGCGUCUUCGACUCAUUAAUUGCCGUAUUCACGAUUACGCCGAGGCGGGAGUACUGAUUGCCGGCGGUCACGCGGAGUUGUCGCACUGCUCUUUCCGCCGCACAGCCAAACAAGCGAUCGAGGUGAGAGAAGGAGGGACACUCCAUGCCGAGUCCAUCUCCAUCGUCGAUUGCAUGCAGGGAGUGACAGCCUACGGUGGGGCGCGAAGGGUGUGCAUAAAGAACAGCCGGAUCGAGGGCUCGAUGAUGGAGAACGUCGUUGCCGCAGGUACGUUUGAGAACGCGCCGACGGCGAUGCAGCGAGAGACUGGUUUUGGCGGGUACAAGAACGAAACCAGCGCUGCGGCGGCCUUGUGGGGAAAAGAGCGCGCGAUUCAAUUGGAGCUCGUGCUGUCGGGAUGCACCAUCGCGCGCUCAGGGCAGUUCGGCCUGUCGGCGGAUUUCGGCGCCGUGGUGACGUUGAAUCAAUGCAGGUUUGACAACUGCGACAUGCCGGCAGUCUUCGUGAAAGGCGGUACGGACGUAUGGAUCCGUGCGUGCCAGUUCGUGUACAGAGGGGGCAAGUCGACCCAGACUUGGGGAGGUCACAGGCUGCCGCAAUGUGCUGUCUAUGUGGCCAUCAACUAUGGAGGCGUUGUCGAUAUCUACGGGAAUGCAUUCGCCGGGCCUAGGGAGCUCGCUGUGUUCCAAGAUGCGAAGGAUAGUCCGGAGUGGCGGGAAAAUCGACUAAUCAUCAAUGUGAUGGGUCUAUGGUCACGACCCGCCAACGUGAGGGACAACCGGCAUUUCACUCUGGCGGAGGCCGAUCGCUUGCCAUCGACGUCAGUGCUUGCGGGGGAGGGACAGCUGUUGCUAGCGGAGGGGAAGCAAGCGGCGGAAAGCAGUGGGCAUGGCGGAGCGCGGGUGCGCGCGCCUGAUAUUCGCACGCAGCGGCGGCUUCACCACACAGCCCAGCUUGCCCAAUGGGAUCCGCUUUCCCACGCCUACUACGCCAUCGGAAACACCUUUGGCUAUGACUUAACUGCGCCUAGCGACGGGUUCGGAUCGCCGACGACACGUCAUCAGUCGGCGGCGGCGAUGACCGCGGGCGGAGAGGAGGUGGGAGGGGUCGGGGAUGGUGUUGCGCAGCGACGCCUGCUCUUCGCGGCAUGUGGGGAUAUCCGGAAUCUGCUGGCCACGGCGCGAUCUGUGGAGUUUCGUGUGGCGGCGUCGAGGAGAGAGACGGCAAGAUCUGGAGGAACACAUUAUGUGCUCAAUGAUGGAAACGUGAGCAUGCUUGCACGAAGCGCCGUGCUAAUCCAUAUGGCGGCGGAGUUAGGUGCCACCGCAGAUGUCGUCCUGGCCGUCUGGGCUAAUCACGGACUGACGGAUCUGCAAGCCGCCAUGCUCUCGCGAUCCCUCUCCUUGCUCGCAGUGCAGCCAUGGCCAACCUGGUUGUCGGCAGCAUCUUCGCUCGAUCCCGAUGCGCCCGCGGAUGCGCGGGCGGAGGCUUCGCUGCGAGCUGUGUUCCGUGCAUGGGCGGAUUGCACGAUGAGUUUGUCGGAGCUGCUUGAGGUACGCAACGCCCUCCUUCUCGGCGUCGUAGAUCACGCGAUCGACCUCUCUAUUGCGGCCACUGGCGGACGUUUCCGCCAGGACGUCUCCGCUUACCUCCGCACCGGCAGUAUCGACCGCCAGAGAUCGAGCAGCUGCGGAAGCAGCAGCCCCGGUAGCUCCAGCAGGCGCAGCCGCAGGCGCAGCGGUCGAUCUUCAGAUGCGCCGUCAUCAUCGGAGCCAUUGACCUCGGCGAACGUGACCUUACUCCUUGCGCCAGCUCUGCAAUACACUGUCUACUUUUCGAGUUCGAUCUUCCGCGCCGUGCCACUUGAUGCCGCCUGCUCGACGGCACUGGAGGGCCUUCUGACCUGGAUUACGCCGGGGAUCACUUGCCUGGCAAGUGCUCUCCGCUCGGGUACGGCGAGUUUACAACUGGUUCCUGGCGACAUCCUGGAUCUGAUGACGUCACCGCGGGAGGUGACCUCGGGGACGCAUUCUCGUUCUCCGUGUCAGCCGCUGCAUAAUGGGCAUCAUGAUGAUUGUAAUUACCUGUACGACUUCAUCGACUGCUCCAACGUGGCAGACUACGUGUCAGUUCCUGCGCUUCUGCAAGCCGCAGCUCCUUUUCUGGCUCGGAGGCCCUCGUCUCGUCUCCGGAUCGAAAGCAAGGUGUUGUUGCAUGAGGCACGCGCGCGUCUUGGUGGUCCCCACCUUGACCCAGGUCCAGUCCAGUUCGUAGAGUCGCAGUUACCAGAAGGCUUCUCGCUCGCCUCGUAUGAAACGCUACUGGGAAUCCGAUUGCUCGGCGGCAAUCGCCUUCAGUUGACUAACGAAGUCAAACCGGCCGGCGGAAAAAACGCUGCGCCUGCAGCUAAGGCUGCAGCUGAGGCUGCGGCUGCGGCUGCGGCUGCGGGAGGAAUUCGAUUAGAAAUAGCUGCAGCUUCCGCAGAUACCCCCACACUGCCGCACUCGCGCAUGUGCGGCAUCAGCGCGCUGUUCCUGUUGCUCGAGCUUCUGAGGGCUUGCAAGAACUCCAUGCCGUCGUCCACCACGCUCGUUCACUUGCUGGCGAUGGCGUCGAGUGACAACGAUCCUGAGCCCAUGGUUCAGGCUCUGCUUCGCUGCGACCCUGAAGGCCAAGCGCCAAUGUUCAAGUGGGAGCUGCUAUUGCACGCCAAAGUCCAGGCUGCCUUCAGCAGAGCUAACCCCCCUCUCUCCCCGUCAACCUCCCCCCCUUCCACAAUCAUUGACAAUCUUCGUCUGCUGCUUGUGACCUACGACGCUUCGCCCGGCUUUGCCCUUCUUCGCCAUCGCGACAGUCCGCUCUUGCUCGCCUUCAGCCGACAGCCAUUACCAUCCGGUGUGGUUAUGAAGCGCAGUGCCGCGCAGUUGAUGUCGGUUUUCGAAUGGGUGGACGACGUGGCAAAGGCGCGCUUCCUGAUAACUGCUAGCGUCCUUAAGCAAUGCCGGUCGUGGUUCGUCACGCUCUGCGUUCUCUCUGCGUCCGCUGGUUUAGUCGCCGUCGGCAUUCCCGCUGCUCUUUCCUCUCUCACAGUCGCGCCAGUUUCAGCUAGUGAGAUUCGGCCGUGGCGCUGCCACAGCGAUCCACGGGCUUCGGCCCUACUAUCUCCCGAUGAGAGAGAGACACUCGGACUCGAACACUUGUCCUUCUCCAGAGAUAUGGACAUGAUCGACAAGAUGUUUUCCGUCAACGAUCGAAAAGAGUGGCAGCACGCCAUUCACUUCUUCGCGGAAUGCAUCGUUGUGGAUGUACUGGCGCCCGGAGAGUUGCCCGCAGUGGAGCACGCCAAAGUGUCGGUCUUGGUCGACGGCAAGUUUCUGGCGGUGGACAUCAUUCCCGCCAAAGGUAGAAAAGGAGGAGGAGGAGGAGGAGGAGGAGGAGGAGGAAAGAACGUAGCUGGGGGAGGAGGACGUGAGGGAGCAUCAACUUCGGUAUCCCCGGACUCGUUCAGAGUGCCGCUGCCUUGCGAGGUAUCGAAGGAUAACGAUGCGUGUAAAAUUAUGAUAAGCCGCAGGUUGGGCGCCAUUUCCGCCAGGAUUUUGAAAAUUCCGAAAUCAGUCCAAGCUGCGAAGAAAAGUAGUGACUGAAGGGCCCCUUUAACUGUAAGUGAAGCCCUUUAAGCGCCCCUUUUGAAGAGAAAAGACUAAAAGAAAACAAAAAAAGCAGUGACUGAAGGACGAAGUUGUUAUAACAAACAAAAGAUGGUUUAAAACUUCCCAUAACUUAACGCACACUCGCAGCAAGGUUGCCAAGGUAGAAAAAAAUGGUUUAUUAUUAGCUGGGUUUUGAAGCUGUGUCCGGAGUCAGGACCCAGUCAAGCUGGAUACAGUGGAUAGUAGUUGUGUGCGUGGAGUAGUUGUGUGCGGACCUGUUCCGGCUGGAUACAGGCAUGGUUAGGAAAUUAAUAGGAGGGGGAAUUCAUCAGAUCUUAAUUGGAUGUCUCAUUGGACCCUCAGGCUCAGCUGACGUUACUUCUCUUGUGGGGUAGAAGAACGGGUGUGACUCUUGUGAGAACGUCUACGUAGACUGCGUGGUUAUGGGACCUGUAAUCUUUAAUCUUAUGGGUGGACGGUGAGAUUAAUGUAAGGUACUGGAGCGCGCCGUGUUUCGAGUAUUUGGAGUGUUUUUGUGGUUUGUUGUAUGACUGCUUGUAGAAGGAGACUUCGCUGUACAUAGGGAUGUGCUUUGUUGGAAUUGUUAGAACUUAGCAACAAAGAUACAAUAAGGUU
This is a messenger RNA of Chara braunii, 5140 nucleotides long. NCBI's taxonomy places the organism in Eukaryota, Viridiplantae, Streptophyta, Charophyceae, Charales, Characeae. The record is from the annotation of a GenBank genome assembly.